AUGAACGGACUCCAGUGGAAGCUUGAGCUGACUCUUUCCAAUUGUGUUACCAACGAAGGCAUACGACAAGAACUUGAAAUUAUACCAAUUACAAAGAAAACGAGGGAAGCACGGCUCAGGUGGCCUCCUAGGCGGGUCUACUCAGAAAUUGCAGCCUCUCUUUUUAGAAUCCCCGUUGCACCCCUUUGCAAAUCUGCGCGCCAGCCGCCCUUCCUCGCUUUCUGCAGCCUCCUCCUGCGCGCGUCUACUCGCAGGAAAAACCCCUGUCGCAUUCCACCGGCGGGGCUGCCAAGGGAGCAUGCCUGGGAUGCCGGGCCCGCAAACACAGAGGCAGCAGCAGCAGCAGCGUCUCCGACUCGGAUUUCUGCCACGCCACGCCUCUCCAGCAAAGCAGCCGCCCGCGCCGGGUUUGGCUCCGGCCUCUUUUGUUUGGGUUGGGGCAGUUUGGAGGGGAAGCCGGCCGGCCAUCAGAGGAGGCAGCCCGCCGCCGCCGCCGCCUUUUUGGAACUCCGCUUCGAAACAGCUGCGCUUGGCUCCUGCUUUUGGCAAUGGCGAGGUGACGAGAGAGCGAGGCGGCCAGAUGUCUUCCAGGAGUCUCGGCCGCGCUGGCAGGCGCUCAGGCCGAGGAAAGCCCCCUCGAGCCGGCAUGCAUGGGUCAGCGGUGCCAGCCCCCCAAGCCAGCGCGCUUCCAACGCGCGGCUCCCGCCUGGAAAGUCCGCAACAAGCCGCCGCGCUUUGGCCGUGGGAGGAAAAGCAAAGGGGGCAGCGCCAACUAGCGGUCGCGGAGGGAAAUGUCCCGGAUUUGUCUCCACGGUAGGCGAGGAAGCUCGAGCAAGAUAACACCAGUGUAGCUGAUGAUGAAGUACAAUGGCAGUAAUCGGGAAGCAAACUGCAGGUAGUUUGGUAAGAUUUCUAAAUGCUGUGUCCAGAAAACCCAAGAUCUUUGGAACUUCUACACUUCCUAUUGUGCUAAAAAUAAAGUUUCAGGAAAAGUU
Messenger RNA from Sphaerodactylus townsendi, 995 nucleotides. RefSeq lists its product as uncharacterized. The record is from RefSeq and is a predicted model, not a curated record. The transcript is spliced from 4 exons. Lineage: Eukaryota; Metazoa; Chordata; Lepidosauria; Squamata; Sphaerodactylidae. Bases 1 to 840 code for a protein of 279 amino acids.